AUGACGCAAGACACCAACAGCAUCCCCAACGCAGCAAAUGGCCCGAAGGUCAACGUCGUGCUCGUGCAGAUCCGCCCGGCACCGGCAGACGAUGUGAUCGGCCAGUGCGCGCACAUGCGCGAACUGGUCCUCAAGGCGGUGGGCGAGGGCCCGACGGACAUUGUGGUCUUACCCGAGAUGUGGAACACGCCUACGACGCACGACCAGCUUGUCAAGUACGCGGAGCCUAUCCCACCACUGGGCACGGCCGAGGCGGAGUGGCCAGAGGCGGCUUACACCUGCCGUCAGCUUGCGGCUGUCGCACGCGAGGCGAACAUCUGGCUUGUAGGAGCGUCCCCGAACUCGAGGACGGGCGGCGGUACAACGCUGCGACGGUAUGGUCGCCAUCAGAAAUAUCGCAAGGCGCAUCUCUUUGACUUGUGUCUGCCGAAGAUGACCUACCGCGAGAGCGACACGUUCUCGGCAGGCAAUAAACUCGCGACGUUCGAUACACCGUUUGGUCGUUUUGGUCUCGCUAUCUGUUACGACCUGCGCUUCGCAGAGAUCGCUAUGCUUGCUGCCCGUCAGGGCUGCGUGGGCGUGUUCUACCCCGCUGCGUUCAACACACACACCGGGCCGCUGCACUGGGAGCUGCUUCAGCGUGCUCGUGCGCUAGACAACCAGAUCUACAUCGCAACGUGUAGCUGUGCUCGUGACGAGACAGCUAAAUACGUCAUCUACGGGCAUUCGAUGGCUGUUGACCCCAUGGGCCGCGUCGUCGCCAGCGCCGAGGAGAAGGAGACAAUCGUGCGCCUCACAUUCGACCCCAACAUCAUCGCAGAAACGCGCGCUGGCAUCCCCUUGCUGGAACAGAGGCGCUUCGACCUGUACCCUAACAUUGCUACACUUCCCAUGUGA
Molecule: messenger RNA, 897 nt
Organism: Apiotrichum porosum
Lineage: Eukaryota; Fungi; Basidiomycota; Tremellomycetes; Trichosporonales; Trichosporonaceae
Exons: 7
Coding region: 1-897 (298 amino acids)
Biological process (GO): L-glutamine metabolic process; oxaloacetate metabolic process
Cellular component (GO): mitochondrion
Molecular function (GO): omega-amidase activity
Source: RefSeq, a predicted model, not a curated record